Molecule: messenger RNA, 2985 nt
Organism: Pediculus humanus corporis (human body louse)
Lineage: Eukaryota; Metazoa; Arthropoda; Insecta; Psocodea; Pediculidae
Product: Importin-7, putative
Exons: 13
Coding region: 1-2985 (994 amino acids)
Biological process (GO): protein import into nucleus
Cellular component (GO): cytosol; nuclear envelope
Molecular function (GO): small GTPase binding
Source: RefSeq, a predicted model, not a curated record
AUGAUAAAUGAUGUGGAUAUGCCAGUCAGGCAAGCAGCUGCCAUUUAUUUAAAAAGAGAAAUUGAAUCUCAUUGGGGAGGAAAAGAAGUAGAACCUGGACAACCGAUACCUUAUACAAUUCACGAACAAGAUAGAGCCAUGAUUAGAGAUGCAAUUGUUGAUGCUAUAGUUUGUGCUCCAGAUUUAGUUAGAGUUCAAUUAACACAAUGUCUUAGUACCAUAAUUAAAUAUGAUUUUCCAGCUAAGUGGACGUUAAUAGUUGAUAAAAUUAGCAUUUAUUUACAAAAUCCAAAUGCAUCAGGGUGGUUUGGUGCAUUAUUGUGCUUGUAUCAACUUGUUAAGAAUUUUGAAUAUAAAAAAGCUGAUGAUAGAGUUCCUUUAAAUGAAGCAAUGAAUCUUUUAUUUCCUAUGAUGUACCAAUUGUGUGUACAACUUUUACCAGAUCAUUCAGAGCAAUCAGUUCUUUUACAAAAGCAAAUAUUAAAAACAUUUUUUGCUUUAACUCAGUACACAUUGCCAUUGGACUUAAUUACUAAAGAUGUAUUUUCACAGUGGAUGGAAAUUUGUAGAGAAGUAGUUGAUAGACCUGUACCAGAACAGACGAAUCAAGUAGAAGAAGAGUUUAGAAUUAAUUUACCUUGGUGGAAAUGCAAGAAAUGGGCAAUUCAUAUAAUGUAUAGAAUGUAUGGUAGUCCGGGAAACGUUUUAAAUGAAUAUAAAGAUUUUUCAGAGUGGUAUUUGAAGACGUUUACUGGUGGAUUUAUAGAAGUAUUGUUAAAAGUUUUGGAUCAAUAUAGAAGAAAAAUUUAUGUUUCACCUCGUGUAUUACAUUUAACACUCAAUUAUAUAAAUCAAGGGGUAAGCCACGCGUUUUCUUGGAAAUUCCUCAAACCUCACAUGUUUACUAUUAUACAAGAUGUUUUAUUUCCACUUAUGUCCUAUACUGAUGCAGAUGCUGAACUUUGGGAUUCCAAUCCAUAUGAAUAUGUCAGAGUAAAAUUUGAUAUUUUUGAGGAUUUUGUGUCACCCGUAACUGCUGCCCAGACAUUGUUGAACUCGGCGUGUAAAAAGAGAAAAGAGAUGUUGGAAAAAACUGUCAUGUUUUUAAUGCAAGUUUUAACCUCCCCUAACGCGGAUCCAAAGCAACUAGAUGGUGCCUUACACAUGAUUGGUACCCUUGCUGACGUUUUGAAUAGGAAGAAAAUAUUUGAAGAUGAAAUGGAAAAUAUGUUGUGUCGGCAUGUUCUACCUCAGUUUUCAAGUCCACAUGGUCAUAUGCGGGCUAGGGCUUGUUGGGUUUUGCAUUACUUCAGCGAAAUCAAGUUUAAGGAAGAUGCUGUUUUAGCCGAAGCCUCUCGUCUCACCAUAAAUGCUCUUUUAACCGAUCAAGAUAUCCCCGUUAAAGUCGAGGCGGCCAUAGCACUUCAAAUGCUGUUGAAUUCCCAGGAUAAAAUUCAAAAAUUUGUCGAAUCUCAAAUAAAACCCAUAACGCUCGAAUUGUUGACUCUGAUCAGAGAAACCGAGAAUGACGAUUUGACGAAUGUCAUGCAAAAACUCGUUUGCACUUACACCGAACAAUUGAUUCCGAUCGCCGUUGAAAUAUGCCAACAUUUGGCCACGACGUUUGGAAACGUUUUGGAAUCGGAUGAAGGGUCCGACGAAAAAGCUAUUGCAGCCAUGGGAUUGUUGAACACAAUCGAAACGCUGUUAACCGUGAUGGAAGACAACGCUGACAUAAUGUCAAAACUUCAACCCAUCGUGCUCCAAGUCGUCGGUGAUAUAUUUCAACAAAGCGUAACGGAAUUUUACGAGGAAGCCAUGUCUUUAGUUUAUGAUUUAACUAGUAAAAAUAUUUCAUCUGAAAUGUGGCAAGUUUUAGAAUUAAUGUAUAAGGUAUUUCAAAAGGAUGGUUUUGAUUAUUUUACCGACAUGAUGCCCUCCUUACAUAACUACGUAACCGUCGAUACGAAUGCAUUUUUAUCAAAUGAAAAUCACGUACUAGCUGUGUUUGAUAUGUGUAAAGCCGUGUUAACCGGUGACGCUGAAGAAGAUUCGGAAUGUCACGCAGCCAAAUUAUUAGAAGUUAUUAUUUUACAAUGUAAAGGACGCAUCGAUCAUUGUAUUCCACCUUUCGUUGAACUUGUGCUACAAAGACUAAUGAGAGAAUUAAAAACAUCCGAACUCCGUACCAUGUGUUUACAAGUAGUGAUAGCUGCUCUGUACUAUAAUUAUCAGCUUUUAUUUGAAACAUUGGAAAAAAUUCAACAGCCGGGAGACAAUGCCGGGGAAUCUAUGACGACUAGGUUUAUUAAACAAUGGAUCAUUGAUACGGAUUGCUUUUUAGGUCUUCACGAUCGUAAACUUUGCGUGUUGGGUUUAUGUCAAUUAAUAUCAAUGUCGCCAAAUCGUCCGCCGAUAUUAAACGAAUUGGCCAAUGGAAUAAUACCUUCUUUAAUUAUAUUGUUCGAUGGUUUAAAAAGAGCUUACAUAGCUAAGGCAAAAGAAAAUGAUGAAGAGGAAGAAGAAGAAGAGGAAGUUGAUCAAGAAGUAUUAUCUAGUGACGAAGACGAUAUAGAUGAUUACGGUGCGAGUAUAGAUUCGUUUCACAGUAAAGGUUUAGCAUCGUUAGUUAAUUCAUCGAGAUUAGAUGUGGGGAGUGAUAACGAAGACGAUGAUCUUAACGAAGAAACUGAAUUAGAAAGUUAUACGACGCCAUUAGACGAAGAUAAUUGCGAAAUAGACGAAUACGUAGUUUUUAAGGAAGUUUUUCAAAAUCUUCAAAUUAACGAUCCAGCUUGGUAUCAAGUAUUAACGGCAAAUUUAUCUAAAGAACAACAGAAUGCAUUGCAAGAAAUACUUGUUUUAGCCGAUCAAAGGAAAGCAGCAGCGGAGAGUAAAAAAAUUGAGCAAAGCGGAGGUUAUGCAUUCCAAACGCACACCGUGCCUACAUCAUUUAAUUUUGGUGGAACUCCCUUAAAACAAUGA